UGGUUUGCUAUUAGAUCUAUGACUCAUCGUGGCUGUCACUUUGCGGGUGAAUUUGUAUUUGUUGUGAUGUUUACGCAUUGAUUUGUAUCAUAAAAAACGUGUGAUAAAACGUGAAAUGAGAAGAAAAUCCAAUGAUUAUGUAAUUUGAUUAAAAAAUUUACCAAAUAUAUAAGUACGUAAUCGAAUAUUAAAGACAUAAUCGAACGGUCACAGAUUGUGAAUUAUAACCUAUUUAAUUAUGAUGACCAUGGAAUUAUUAUUUGGAAUACAAAUAAAUUCUGAGAUGGUUAUGCCGAUCACGUUGAGUGGCAUAAAUCUAAAAACGAAAGUGGAAGAGCUGAAACGGGAAGCCGCGGGAAAAUGGAACCUGUCCAAGGAUUCGUUGGAAUUCAUUUAUUGUGGACUUAUACUUGAGGAUGAUGCAACAGUAGAAUCCAUUGGAUUAAAAAAUGGAUCAAUGGUGCAUGCACUGAGAAAGAAGGAACCAGAAUCACCAGUACCAAAGAGAUUUAUAUCAGAAGAUUGCAUUUUACAGCUGUCAUCAGCAUUUAAAGCUUUUAAUGAGACACCUGCAUAUAGAAGCGCUCUACAUCGUUUAAGUAAAAGACCAGAGGUGAUAGACAAUAUUAUAUCUUCCUCUCCUGGAUUGCAUGAAGAUUCUGUCGCCAUUGCUAUGUUACAGGAUCCAGAUUUAAUGGCACAUUUCACAGAUGUUAACACUGUGAAAAGAAUAGCAGAGUUGCAUCCGGUACUAAUCGAGGCAGCGCAAAAUAUCGCGGCGGCUGUGCACGAGGAAGCGCAAAACGCAGCCUCCAGCGGCUCCUCCAGCAGUUCGAUGGCUAGUUCGCAACCUACUACCGCACGCUCCUAUAGCGUGGAUAACAUGAGCCUGGAGGAGGAGAUGGCGCGUGACAUCGCACACUUUUUCGCCACGCAUCCUGUAAACGAUAACAACUUGCGUUUUCCCAACAUGCCGGCCGCCGCGAAUUCGCAGGCGUCUCAACGAUCGGACAAUCCACCGUCCUCCACAUCCGGUGGUGCCAAUCAACCUGUGACUGGCAACCAGAGUACCGGAGGUGUGAUUACAUCUCAAAUGUUUAUGGAAGCAAUGAGACAAGCCGCACUCGCGACCAAUCCAAACUCGCAACAAGCAACCGCAUCCCCGAUGGCUUCCCUGCCACCGAUGUUACCGUCAUUUUCACCUCCGGUCACCGAUUUGCAGCGGCAAUUGGCACAGAUGCAUGAAAUGGGUCUCCAAGAUGAUACGGUGAACAUUCAAGCACUGCAAUUCACCAAUGGUGACGUGCAGGCGGCGAUCGAACUCGUAUUUAGCGGUUUUAAUGAUAAUUAAUGGACAGCAAGAACAAUGGGACAAGAGUUGUAAGUGAUUACAUUUUGUAUAAAUAAUGUCUUCAAAUUUUUAGAUAUCUUAAUUUAGAUAUCUGUGACACUAUUCUUGAUCUAUAGUGUGAAUCAAUGAACUAUAUAUGUAUAUAAAACUCGUAUACAAGUAUAAAAAUUAUUGUUU
This is a messenger RNA of Nylanderia fulva, 1528 nucleotides long. RefSeq names its product ubiquitin-like protein 7. NCBI's taxonomy places the organism in Eukaryota, Metazoa, Arthropoda, Insecta, Hymenoptera, Formicidae. Gene Ontology annotation, biological process: ubiquitin-dependent protein catabolic process. Gene Ontology annotation, molecular function: polyubiquitin modification-dependent protein binding. Gene Ontology annotation, cellular component: cytosol. The record is from RefSeq and is a predicted model, not a curated record.